AUGUAUAGCAAAUUUAUUAUUUGUUUGUCUAUUGGCAUUAUUGGACUAAUUAUUAACACUGAAUCAAAGUCGACACCUGUAAUUCUGACUACAAAAGGACCAGUGCAAGGAGAAGUUUUAAACACCGCAAUAAAUUCUGUUCUCUAUUCAUCAUUCAAAGGUAUUCCGUAUGCUGAACCUCCUUUAGGUUAUUUAAGAUUCAAGCCUCCCAUUGAAAAAAAGCCAUGGUCAAACAUAUUGCCCACUGUAAUAGAAGGUGCUAACUGUCCUCAAAAAGAUUUUGUUUACACUACUGAGUAUACAGGUUCAGAAGACUGCUUAUAUCUAAACGUUUAUACUCCCAAGUUGCAGUUUAAUGAUACCGCAAGUGAUUUACUGCCUGUAAUGGUAUGGAUUUACGGAGGUUCCUUCAAAUCUGGAUAUGGAAACAGUUCUUUGUAUGGACCUGAUUAUAUUAUAGAAGAAAAUGUUGUUCUAGUAACGUUCAAUUAUCGACUAGGUCCUUUAGGAUUUUUAAAUUUGAAUCACGAUAACGCAACAGGAAAUGCAGCUCUUAAAGACCAAAAUUUAGUUUUACGCUGGGUCAAUGCAAAUAUUGAGAAAUUCGGAGGUAACCCUAAGGAUGUAACACUUUUCGGACAAAGUGCUGGUGGAGUAGCAGUCGAUCUUCACGUACUAUCAAGCUUAUCACAAGGAUUAUUUCAUCGAGCAAUAUCAAUGAGCGCUUCCCCUCUAUGUCCUUGGGCUUUCCAAACGCCCGAAGCCUCAGUUUCACAAGCAUUCGACUUAGGCAGAAGGUUAGGAAAAACAACUAAAAGUGCCGAUGAAUUAUUAAAAACUCUUUACAACACCUCUGCUAUCGAAAUGAUGAAAAUAACCAACGAUAUGGGAUUCGUGAAUCCGCCAUUCCAGCCAACUAUAGAAAGCACAACAGUUGCUCAAGAUCAAGAAAAAUUUUUAACAGAAUGUCCGUAUGCGAAAUAUCUUUCUGAUCAGUUUAGCAAAAUUUCUUACAUAACGGGCUUCACAUCGAAUGAGACCUUACUUUUUGCUGAAACUGCUGAAAAAUUUUUGGAUGCCGUAACAUUUGCGACAAACGUUGUCAAAUCCGCCCCGAGUAAAAUUCCAAUUCCAUUGCCAGGCAGUAAGAAAAUUCUUGGUGUUCUCACCAAGGAAGUCAAAUCUCUUUCGAAUUUCGCAGUUGAUGAAGUGAUAAAGGAAACUUCGGAUGUUAUAUUUGUAGCAGGGAUAGAUUAUAAGCGAAAAUUACUACAGGAACGCUCUGGUCAUCCAGUAUACUUAUACCGUUUUGCUUAUCAAUCUGAUGACUCACUACAUAAACAACUUUAUAACAUUGACAUUAAUGGUAAUAUAAGAUUUUGUAACCCAACGCCGGAGGGUGGAAAUGAUACGUUACUGCAAGGUUUAACGUGGUCUAUUACAAAAAAACACAAUAGCUAUUUAGAAAUUGAGAAAAAUCUCUCAAUUCAGCAAGAUUUUCCAAAGCAUGUAACAACUAACCUUGUUGAAGCAGCAGAUGUAGUAAUAUUACCUCUUCAAACUGGAUGCAUCGGCGAUUUUGCGAAAAAAAUAAUUAACGUGAAACCAUUUACUGACGAAGUUAAGUCAAUUGGAAGCACGAUUAAAAAUACCUCACAAGCAAUAUUUUCUAAAAUACCAAUUAUAGGUUGA
This is a messenger RNA of Nasonia vitripennis (jewel wasp), 1692 nucleotides long. Its product is annotated as carboxylesterase clade B, member 1. The transcript has 10 exons. The coding region runs from base 1 to 1692 and encodes 563 amino acids. The record is from RefSeq and is a predicted model, not a curated record. Lineage: Eukaryota; Metazoa; Arthropoda; Insecta; Hymenoptera; Pteromalidae.